This is a messenger RNA of Harpegnathos saltator (Jerdon's jumping ant), 1448 nucleotides long. RefSeq names its product Spermidine Synthase (gene SpdS). NCBI's taxonomy places the organism in Eukaryota, Metazoa, Arthropoda, Insecta, Hymenoptera, Formicidae. The record is from RefSeq and is a predicted model, not a curated record. The transcript has 7 exons. Gene Ontology annotation, cellular component: cytosol. Gene Ontology annotation, biological process: spermidine biosynthetic process. The coding region runs from base 290 to 1228 and encodes 312 amino acids. Gene Ontology annotation, molecular function: spermidine synthase activity.
UUUCACGAGCUCUCGUAACUCCGUCGCACGCUCACAAACACGAGAGAGCAAAGUUCAAGUCCGUCCGUUAUCCGAUCGCCCUUACGAGGUCGUCGCACAUCGAGCGUGUCGCUCCGAUCAAGCCUCAUUCGAAUUUUCGGGUUAGUCAUCCGUGGACCGGGGUGGGUAACUGCCUGCUGCUGUAUCCCCAAUUUAGACGAAGCUGAACCACAGUCAGGCGAGAACGAGUUGUCCUGAGAGGAUCGCCGCAGCAGCAAUAGACUUCUCGACGAAACUAGCGACGAACAAUAUGGAUAUUUUGGGAAAAGGAUGGUUCAGCGAAGUCAACGAUCUGUGGCCCGGCGUCGCGCUGUCGUUGCAAGUGAAGAAUGUUUUGCAUCAGGAAAGGUCCAAGUUCCAGGAGAUCCUCGUCGUGGAAACGAAAUCACACGGACGUGCUCUUAUGUUGGAUGGUAUUAUCCAAUGCACCGAGAAAGAUGAAUUUUCUUACCACGAGAUGCUGUCGUUUUUGCCACUCUGCAGUCACACGAAUCCUAGAAACUCACAGAAUCUCGUGCCUACUACGUUAGCAUCGGUCGUGCAGAUCCUGAUAGUCGGCGGUGGUGACGGUGGAAUUGUUCGAGAGGUUUUAAAACAUUCAGAUGUGGAGCAUGUGACGCUGGUGGAGAUCGACGACCGAGUUAUCGAAGUGUCCAAACAAUAUUUGCCGAGCUUGAGUGCGAGUUUGCAGGAUCUCAAAGUGAACGUCGUUGUUGGCGACGGUUUCGAAUUUUUGAGGCAACACGUCGCGGAAUACGACGUUAUCAUCACUGACAGUUCCGAUCCUGUAGGUCCUGCCGUGCGGCUGUUUGAAAAAUCCUAUUACGAGUUACUAGCAUCCGCGUUGAAACCUGGCGGAAUCAUCGCCAGCCAGGCCACCACGGUAUGGGAAAAUUUAUCACAAAUUAAAAGUACAUUUGAACACUGCAAAGCAGUGUUUCCCGUUACGGCGUACGCAACGACGGCGGUACCUACAUAUCCAACCGGCCAGAUAGGUUUCCUCAUAGGGGCACUGGACAGUCAAACGAAUCUUUCGCAACCAGUGAAAGUAUUCAAUGAGGAUGAACUCGAUCGCAUGGAGUUAAAGUAUUACAACGAUGAGAUACACCGGGCAGCUUUCGUCUUACCAAGAUUCGUGGUAAAAGCAUUCACAUCACCGCCAAGUAUUAACGAUUAUAGGCAAUCAUAACAGGAUAUAAAUAAACAUUGAAACAUAAACAGGACGUUCUUUUUCUGGUAUAUGUUCGAUAUUUUAUGGGUUAAUUUAUAUGUAUAUAAACAAUCAUUUUAUAAAAAACAGUUCAUAUGAGGUAUACAUUAGACGUGACAUUUGAAAUCAGAGUUCAAAUGAACUGUUCUUCAUAAAAUAAUAUAAUCCUUGUGGACCCUUAAAAUAUCGGACACUACUC